Messenger RNA from Penicillium mononematosum, 897 nucleotides. RefSeq lists its product as uncharacterized. The record is from RefSeq and is a predicted model, not a curated record. NCBI's taxonomy places the organism in Eukaryota, Fungi, Ascomycota, Eurotiomycetes, Eurotiales, Aspergillaceae. Gene Ontology annotation, molecular function: zinc ion binding. The transcript has 4 exons. The coding region runs from base 1 to 897 and encodes 298 amino acids.
AUGUCCUCCCCUCAGAAAUACCCAGGCUCGCCAGUAAGUAUGGCGCGUUUGCAUCCCGGCCUCUUCAAAGAUGGUCUUUGGCGUUGUAACUGCCCAGAUCGGCCAGUUGCCGUCCGUCGCGAAACUAAGAAGAAGGGACCAAACGUCGGGAAAUGGUUCUGGACUUGCGCGCAGCCUCCACAUCUCAAAUGCAGCUUCUUCCUAUGGGCAGAUGACGCCACAAUACGUGAGCAAGCAACCGUUCUUGCCAACUCGCGAUCCGAACUCGACCCUAUCUCGCUCACCCCACAAAGGCGCACCCCAGGGCGUAUGAACAACGGACUACUCACUCCACAGACCGAGCGCAGAAUGAUCUCCGAAGCGUCAGACAAUUUUGGCUGGAACGAUGACUCGGACGAGAAUGAUGAACUUUUCAACGCACUCUCUUCCAGCCAAACAGAGAGCUUCAUCUCGCAACCAAACUUCAAUCCCGAAUCCCCGUUCAAGACCCCCCCGCACCUCUGCGGCUGCGCCGGCGACGCCUUUUUCAUCCCGCUCCUCUCGCACCGAUACGUUCCCUCCUCGUCUGCCGAAUUAUGCAUGACGCCCACGCCUAGCAAAUACAACGAUGUACUCUCCGCAGACUCGAAGUUUGAUACCUCGGAUCUUGCAAAGAGUCUACUCGAUAUUCUGGAGAAACAUAGUGUUGUGUUGCCGAACAAGGCGCAGGACGAGGUGGUCUCGAUGCUUAAUCGGCAGGAGUUGAAGACGCAGGGGAUUAUUCGUGGGCGGGAUAUGACGCGCCUGGCAUUAAAGAAGAAGGAUGGAGAGAUUAAGAAGCUGCAAGACCGUGUUUCUAAUCUGGAAGCUCAGAGGGAACUGGACCGUUCUCUUAUUGAGGGGAUGAAACCGCAUUGA